UUUUAUCUUGUAUUUUUAUCUUUCAUGUCUAUGUAUAUUUCAUUCCUUUUCAUCUUCGUAAAGCCCCCUUUUUGAAAUUUGUAAUCUCGUACCUGCUGGUGUUCAUGACGCCGAUCAUGAUAAAUACAUUGACGAGGGUGGCCAUCUGCAACCUUAACACGAUUCUAUUUUUUUCGUGGAUGCAUCGACGCGAGGAGCGGCGCGGGGAGCGUCGUGAAAUGACGCAAUUCUCGUUUCGUUCUCGCGUGUCGUGGACGAGGUGGAGGCGGUCGCGGCGAAGAGGGAUACCGAGGAGAGGAGAGGAGAGCCCGGACACUAAGAAGAAGAAGAAGAAGAAGAAGAAGAAGCGGUGUCGGCAGUCGGGCAAGCAGAACCGUACGAACCUCGAUCGCGAUCGCAUCGUCGUCGCGUAUCCUCCCUCUCGCACGCGCGUACGAAGAAAAAAAAAAAAGAAACGACUCGUUAGCGAGCCAGAUUUUUCGAUCGACGAAUUAGCGAUACCGCAAGUCGGAAAGCAGAACCGGAAGGGCGCCAACAGCUGCAGCGACCAUGGUUUACGAGAGUGACUUCUACACGACCCGGCGACCCUACUCGCGGCCGCUCGUUUCUUCCUACAGCGUCACGUUGUUCGACGAUGAAACGAAGGACAUUCGCGCAAAAGUGGAUUCUCUUCUUCGACGUGUCCAUGUGUUCGUGCCAAGGGCAAUGGCAAGGUAUCCGACGGAAGCAAAAUGCGACUUCCUGGAGGCGAUCGUGCCGGAACGAAUGCGCAGUCACGAUUACGUCCGCCGAUUACUGACCGGCCGCAAAAACGCGAAGAGGGAGCUGGACUACGUGAGCUGGUACGAUGUGCCCGAUCGGGGCAAUUUCGGCACCCUGGCGUGUAUCAAGUACGUCGCCGGCACACCGCAAUUCGUCAGGAAGCCAUACUUCAAGGUUGCGGACCUUCGGCCGGCUGACAUCCGCAACGACGUCAACUUCCUCAGCUACUACAGCAAGAACCGUCAGGCGGCCGCGACUGCCUCCUCCGGUCAACCAAUGACAGAACGAGAGAUGCGAAAGGUACGCGCAUUAGGCGGCGAUUCAACGGCCCGAGAAAAAAAAGUAAGUCUCCAUAUAAAAUGGAAGAAUUCACAUAAAUACCCUUGUGUCACUUGUCCGUUCAUGUCCAUCCUGUACACGUCCAUAGCUUCCGCUCCGGAAUCGGAAGAAAAAGAGAAGAAAGCGAAGAAGAAGCCGGAGAGAGAGCCGGAACCGGAGCCCGAGCCGGUAAGAGAACCUGAACCGGUGCCCGAACCGGUACCCGAACCUGCGAAAGAACCGGAACCGGUUACGGAACCUGCAAAACCGUCAAAGCCGGCGAAGGGGACGAAAGCUGCGAGAUCGGCAAAAUCUGCGAAAAUGGCCGAACCGAAGGCGGAACCUGCACCGGAACCAGAACCCGUAAAAGAGCCAGAGCCUGAGCCGGUGCCGGAACCAGAACCGGUAAAAGAACCGGAGCCUGUUUCAGAGCCGGAACCGAUAGCAGAAUCAGAGCCGGAAGCACCGGUUGCAGAGGAGGCGCAACCGACCGAAAGUGCGGAGGCCGUAAGUGACGAAGCUAAGGAGGAAGAGCAAGAAAAGGUGAAGCAAGAUAGAGAAGAUGCCAUAAAGAGGGCCGAGGCGUAUCUUGCCAAAGCGGCUCGGGAAGCGCAAUCGGACGAGGAGAGGCAGAAGGCUGCGGAGGAGGAACGGCUGCAGCUCGAGAUGGAAGAAAAGAAAGCGUGGGAGGCACUGCAACUUGCGCAGGAACGGAAAGCUGAGCUUUCUCACAUACUGGAAAUCGAGCAGCAGGAAGCCGAAAGGAAGGCGGAAGAGGCAAAACUACAAGCUGAACGUGAGGAAAUAGAGAAAAUAGAAGAGAAAGAAAGAUUAAUUAACCAGGCAAAGCUCGACGCUCUUGUACAGGAGCAAGAACGACUGAUAGUUGAGGAACAACUUGAAGAGAUUCAAAAUCGAAAGCAGGAACAGGAAGAGGCAGAUGUCGCACAGCUUGCAGCUAAUGAAAAUAAAGACGUCAGUUCCGCCGAGGAUCCGGCGGAUCUUGGCGAAAUAACCGAUCAGGAAAAGGAAGAGAAACCUUGCGAUGUUACCACGGAUGACGAAACACGAGUUGAAGAAGAGAAUGUUCACGAAGAGGAGCAAUUGGAAACGACCGAAGCUCCGUUCGUCGAGGAGCCACAAGGAGCCGAAAGCAAGCCACAAACGGGGCUGACGGCGGCUGAAGAUGGACCGCAGAUCGAGGAGGUUACUUCCGGCGAGGAAUUUGAAUGGGGUGAUCAAGACUGGUAAUCAAGUCGGUCUGACCGUCGGUUCGGACCGUUUCGCGGCAUCGAUGGACCAGGUUCCUUCAUCGUCAUCGUUAACGCUAGGAUUUAAUGCUGAGCUUCGUCUAUCAUCUUGUCCGCGAAAUGUCAUUUAGUCAGUUAUCAUCACGGAUGAUCAGUGAGACGUCGAUCGGUGACACGACGAGGAAAUUUGAAUUUUCUUUUCAUUAAUCCAAUUUCCCUAUUUAUUUAUUUAUUUAUUUAUUUAGUUAAAAUGCACACGAAGUGUGCAUUUCAGUAUCACGUUUUCCAUCAGCGCACAUUUCCAUCACGCAGUCAAUUUCACGCGUCACAUUGUAUAUUGUAUCCGUAUAUUAGCGCAGCAAACUCGCGCGGAUCGAUGCAAGUUAAAAAACUGUGGAAUUUCGGAUAGCUAUAUCUUCCCGCUAGCUAAUCUAAGAAAAACCGAUUGGAGAUCUCCGCCCGCGAUCUCCCGCGAUCCGCGCGUAUUUAUUUCAUUAUUGACCGCGCGCACCCCUUUCACAUUAUAUCCCAUGCUGAGAGAGCGGCAACCCGUAGAUCGAGUCCAACCCGAGUAUCGAUUUCCGUUGGUCUGCCGGUAGUGGUGAUUCGUUUAUAGCCUCGGAUAGUAAUCGGGUAGAAAUAUCGCGACAUAUUUUAGCCGUUCAUUCGACAGUCGUGCAGUCGAGCUGGCUUCGUCGUUGUCGUCGUCGUCUAUUUUUACAGUAACAGCAACUUCGAGUUUCAAGCCAUGAAAUUGGUUUGACUACGAUUGUCCGAGCGAUCGAUCGGAUGAUGGACGAAGAUUCCGGAAAUAAUCGCGAGCACGAUUUGAAGAAUUAGCGGCCAUCUCACGACGACACAUCGCUCGGAAAGUGGCAGUCUUUUAGCACUCUAUUUAUGUUAGUAUUAUUUAUUAUUAAAAAAAAGAUGCUAUAUAUAUUAUAAGAGUGUGGUAAUAAUAAGGAUCCAAUAAUAAGGAGUCUCUUUUCACCUUGAAAACGAAGAGAGAGUGGAAAAGCUCGUCUUUUCCAUAAGAAGCGUCACGAAAA
Pogonomyrmex barbatus (red harvester ant) is the source of this 3379-nucleotide messenger RNA. RefSeq lists its product as uncharacterized. NCBI's taxonomy places the organism in Eukaryota, Metazoa, Arthropoda, Insecta, Hymenoptera, Formicidae. The record is from RefSeq and is a predicted model, not a curated record.